GUUGUUAGUUGGAUCAGCCAAGUUGGAUGCUUGGGAGUUAUUACCCAUAAAUAACCUGUGUGAUUAUAGAGUAUGCCAAUUACUAGAUGACGUUUAAAUUUUAAUUUUAAUCAUUAGCUGUUUGUUUAUACAUCAACCAAUGUCAUAUUAAACAGCAGAAAUACUUGAAAACUAUAAAAUGGAAAUUCGCUGUCUACUUUUUACAAUUUUUUUUAGUGUAUUUUUUUCAAAAUCAAGUGGCGUUAUUGGUUUAAAAUCACCUGUUGAAGAAGUGUCAGAUGCCAAAGAUUUAAAGAAAAUAUUGAGAACCAAAAAUAAUGUUCUCGUUUCCUUUAUUAGCUCUGAAAAGGAAGCAACCAAUAUACUCAAAAUUAUCAGAGAAACUGCUGAUUCAAUAAAGGGACAAGGUACAAUGCUUGUUGUUGAAUGUUCAGGUGAAGGAAAAAAGUUGUGUAAAAAGCUGAAAGUUUCACCUGAACCUUAUGUUUUGCGUCAUUACAUGAAUGGAGAAUUUCAUAAAUUAUAUGACAGAAAAGAAACUGUUGCAAGUAUGAUUAGCUUUAUGAGGAACCCGACUGGAGAUAUCCCUUGGGAAGAGGAUGAAGAAACUGUUGAUGUUGUGCAUCUUCCUGAUCCUGCCAGCUUACAGCGUCUACUGAAAAAAGAAACCCGGCCCAUAUUGAUAAUGUUCUAUGCACCAUGGUGUGGAUUUUGUAAAACUUUAAAACCAGAAUAUAGUGCUGCUGCAUCUGAAUUGAAAGGAACGCAUAUUUUGGCUGCUAUAGAUGUAUAUCGUCCUGAAAAUGUUGGUAUAAGAGUGAAAUAUAACAUUUCUGGCUUCCCUACUCUUCUUUAUUUUCAUAAUAACGAAGUUAAAUAUACAUAUGAGGGAAAGAAUAACAAAGACGAUAUUAUUAAAUUUAUGAGAGACCCAUCAUCAUUUAAUGCAGAGUCCAAAGAAGAAGAAUGGUCAGAUGGGGAAAACGACGUAGUUCAUCUUUCAUCUUCCAAUUUUGAUGAAUUAAUUAAAAAUGAAGAAUCAGCUUUAAUUAUGUUUUAUGCCCCAUGGUGUGGUUAUUGUAAGAGAAUGAAACCUGAAUUUGAAAAAGCUGCAACUCGGAUGAAGACUGAAAAGGUGAAGGGAAUUCUAGCUGCUGUGGAUGCUACCAAAGACCGUGAUCUUGCUAAACAAUUUGAAGUGAAAGGUUAUCCAACUUUAAAAUACUUUCAGUUUGGAGAGUUAAAGUAUGAUGUUUCUCCAUUGAGAGAAGCGGAUGAUUUUUAUGAAUUCAUGAAAGAUCCUUCACCACCUCCUCCACCACCUCCCCCUGAACCUUCUUGGGAGGAGGUGCCGUCAGAGGUAGUUCAUUUGAGUGUUGAAAAUUUUAAACCAUUUUUGAAGAAAAAGAAACAUGCUUUAGUGAUGUUUCAUGCCCCAUGGUGUGGUCACUGUAAAAUGGCAAAACCCGAGUUUCAGGAUGCUGCUGAACAGGUCAAAGAUGACCCUAAAAUGGCUUUUGCUGCUGUAGAUUGUACUAAACAUUCUUCACUAUGUCAAACGGUCGGGGUGACCGGUUAUCCUACAAUCAAAUACUAUAGUUAUUAUAAUAGAGAAAGUAACAUUGAUUAUUCAGGUGAACGGAAGAGAUCAGGGUUUGUUGCAUUUUUGAAAAAAAUGAGCCUUGCAUCGAAAGGAAACCAAAAUGUAAAGGAAGAACUUUAAAGGUGGGGGGGAAUAAAAAUUAUUAGGGAAUACAAAUUCAAUGAAAUAUCCAAAUUUAUUUAACGUUUGGUGCUAAUCAUUUCCAUUAUGUUCUAUAUUUUUCUUAAUAAAAGAUAAAGAACUAUUAUGUAGUUGAAAUGUACAAUUCAUAUAGCAUCUGUUAUUAAAAUAUUUUUGUCUAUUGUUAUUAAUUUCCAGCUCAAAAUCAUUUAUAUUGUAAAUUUAGGGAAAUCAUAUUAAUGAAUUUUAAUUGAAAUUUUACUAGCACAUAGAUUUAACAAAAUGUUAGCAAUAAAAACUUUUAAGACUGUUAAUGAAAUGUGAUGCCUGUUAUAUUUUAAUAUACAUUCCUUUUUAUGUGUAUAAUGUUUUGUACCAAGCAAUCAAUUGGUAUUGUAUGUUAUUUAUUAAGGUAUAAUUACAUAGAUU
Nezara viridula (southern green stink bug) is the source of this 2152-nucleotide messenger RNA. Lineage: Eukaryota; Metazoa; Arthropoda; Insecta; Hemiptera; Pentatomidae. The record is from the annotation of a GenBank genome assembly.